AUGGAUCUCGAUAGUAGGAUCUUGGAGAUGAAGUCGACAAUCUCUUCCCUUAAAGAAGAACAAAGAACAGUUGAAGGUGCUCUUGAGGAAAAACAGAUUGAAAUUAAGAUGCUUCAGGAAAACCACAUGGAAACAAAGUCAGAUGAUUCACAAGUUACAUCACUUUCUGAAACCUUGCGACAGAAAGAGGCUGAAAUUGAGGAUUUAAAACACCGACUGGAAUUAUCACCUGUAAAGGUCUGGUCAGUAAGUGCAGAUGACCCAAAUCCUGCAACAAAUUUCACCACUGAGGCUGCUGGACAUGAUGGUAGAAGAGGAACUGAAGAGUUGCAUGAAUCCAUCAAAAGAGAAGAUCAGAAAAAUUCAGCCGAAGAUAUAGACAGCAGUGUCAAUGAAUCUGCCCAUAAGAGAAAUGAGGAAUUCACCGGGCAUGUUGAUGACACCGGAAAAGAUGGAGAGAGAUUUGAAAACGCGAACGGCAAAACUGGAGAAGAGCAGUCUCAGCAGCUGAAAACUUUUCAAGAAGAUGUUCCAGGAAACAACACCAUUUCUCACAUUAAUGAAGGACAAAAAGAGUAUGAUAACAGUUAUAAGAAUGAGAAAGAAUCUUAUCUAGACAACAAACGGUUCACUAAUGACAAUGCAUCAAAGGAAACUGAGGAUGAUAGAAAUCAAGUGCAAAAGCAAAGCAAUGAAGUUGGAGUGAAUGAUAAAGCUGUGAUGAAGUUAGAAAGGCAAGAGAAUUCAAGCAGAGGAACAUCAAGAGUAACCAAGGACCACAUAAGGAAAAAAAGAGGGAAGAGACGGCAAACAAUUGCUAAGCGCCAGGCAGAUGAAAGUGGCAUGCAUCCUGAAGGUCGUGGAAUUGCAAGCAUGAGAAACAGAAAAUUCUUGAAAGUAAAAAUGGGAACUGAAAGGAUCGAGAGGGCUGGAGGCAGUAAACUGGAAAUAAUGGGCCAUCAGAAAGACAAGGACAUGGGCAUGGACGUGAAGAAAAAACCUGAUGAGGAAGUUCAUGGGAUAGAAAUGACCAAUAAAGUUCAACAAGUUAAAGAUUCAGAGGCACAAAUCAAUAACCAGAAAAGGACAGAACAAGGAGUAAAAUCAGAUACAGGAAAAGACAGAACGCAAGAUGUUAGCACAAAUCAUGAUGAUAGUCCACCAGGUAGGACAUGGUCAAACCCUAACAAUUUUGCAGACACAAAGGAAAGGACACAAGUCAUGAAUCCUGAUGCAACUCAGAAGACUGAGGAAGGGAAGAAAAGAAAAGUCAGUAACACAGAAACACAGCUGCUCCAGAGUUCUCGAGAAGGCAGUAGCAUCUCACAAGAGGUCAAAAAUCAAAAUCCAGAUGAAACAGUACAAUCAGAGGAAAUAAUCAGCACCAUCAGAGAAGAUACAGAGCUAGGGCAAGCUCACAAUCUUCCAAAUUCUUCUGAACAUGCGACUAUUGUUGAAAGGGGUGCCAAAGAAGAUGAAAACCAAGAGGUUGACUAUUAUCAAGAAACAGAAGAAGAGGGAGAUCAUUCUGGAGAAUCACAAGAUGCCAGAAAUCAAAAACCAGAUAACACUGCACAACCACAACGAAAAACCUACACUAUCAGAGAAGAUAGAGAACAAAAGCAUGCGGACAAUCUACAUGCAAAAGCUGCUAACUUUAAAGUUGACAGUGAUCAGGACAUAGAAGAACAGACAGACAGUACUACAGGCUCUGCUGCCAGCUUGGGAGAGGAGGGAGAGGAUGGAGACCACAACGACAAGCCUGAAUUUUAG
Nicotiana tabacum (common tobacco) is the source of this 1773-nucleotide messenger RNA. The record is from RefSeq and is a predicted model, not a curated record. Lineage: Eukaryota; Viridiplantae; Streptophyta; Magnoliopsida; Solanales; Solanaceae.